Messenger RNA from Macadamia integrifolia, 1185 nucleotides. Its product is annotated as pentatricopeptide repeat-containing protein At5g18950-like. The coding region runs from base 1 to 1185 and encodes 394 amino acids. The record is from RefSeq and is a predicted model, not a curated record. NCBI's taxonomy places the organism in Eukaryota, Viridiplantae, Streptophyta, Magnoliopsida, Proteales, Proteaceae. The transcript is spliced from 4 exons. Gene Ontology annotation, molecular function: protein binding.
AUGGCACCAUCUUCGUCCUCUCUGAUCGUCAACUUCCUUCGCCAGAACAUUCGUAGAAUCCAAAACCCUCAACGUCCUGGAAGAACUAUCGGAAACCUUGUCGUGAAAGGAGGAGGAGAUGGAACACAACAAGAACCCCAAAUCAUGGAUGGAAAACUUCAGCUUCAAUUCACAGAACAAAUGGCGAUUGAGCUCAAAAUUUUAAAUUUUGUGCCUGCUCUAUCAGUUUGGAAUUCAGCUUUAUUGGAUUCUCUACGUAUUGAGAGAACCGAUCUGGUUUGGGAUUUGUAUGCUACGAUGAUGGAAUCUGGCCUAGUGGGCGAUGUUGACACUGUUGGGUAUCUAAUUCGAGCCUUCUGUAAGGACAACAAGCUCUACGAACCUUAUGAGCUUCUUCGACAAGUGAGUGAUGCUGGGCAUACCCCGGAUAAUAUUGCUUUCACCAAAUUGAUUUCUGGAUUUUCCAGAGAUGGGAAUUAUGCUAAGAAUGGUAUGGGGAAUGAAGCUCUCCGAGUCUUCAAUGAUCUCAAGGACAGAGGUUAUGCUCCUGAUAGGGUUAUGUACACCACAAUGAUUGAUGGUCUCUGCAAGAUGGGUAGAUUAGGGGAAGCAAGAAAGCUUUGGUUUGAGAUGAUUCAUAAAGGAUUCAAGCAAAAUGAGUAUACAUAUAAUGCACUCAUGGAUGGAUACUGCAAGGCAGGAUUUUGUCAACAUGGGAAGACAGACAAAGCACAUGAGCUGUUUGAAGAAAUGGCCAAUAGAGGUAUCAACCAUGAUGUAGUUACAUAUAAUACUCUGAUUCAGGGUCUUUGUAAGGAAGGGAAAGUAGUUGAGGCUAUGAACCUGUUCAAUGAACUUAUGGUGCUGGAUUUGCAACCCUAUACUUCAUCUUAUACUCCUCAGAUUCAGGCUCUUUGUGAGGAGGGAAAAGCACAGGAAGCAAUAGAGUUAUGGAAAGAUACGCAAAAUCGGAGUUUGGAGCCAUUAGUCUGUACUCAUGAUUAUAUCAUUACAGGAUUGUGUAAGCAGGGAAAUCCAACAGAAGGCAUGGAGUGGUUGUUAACAAGUAAGCUGAGGCCUAGGAGGAACACUUUUAACAGAUUGGUCGAGGAUUUCUCUUCAAAUAAUCGGUUUGAUGAUGCUGCUUGUUUUAGAUUAUCUAUUUGGAAUGGAUUAUACUCUUGA